CUUGAUUAAGAACUAGUAGUUAUAAGCCAACUCCCUCCUCCGUUAAUUAUACACGAAGUUGUUCUCCAAAAUGUCUAGUCUUUUUCUGGUGUAAAUCGUCCGCUGGCAAAUUUCCGUCCAAGCAUUUGGGGAGAUCAUUUCAUCUCUUAUGGUAGCAAGUCCAUGGAGAUUACCUCUGAGACCUUGGAGGAAGUUCAAAGGCUGAAGGAAAAAGUGCACAACAUGCUGAUGGCUCCUGUCGAUAACAUAUCACAAAAGCUGGAGCUGAUUGAUGCCAUCCAACGGUUAGGCGUCUCUUACCAUUUUGAAAGGGAGAUCGAUGACAUACUCCAACAAAUUCACAACAAUGAUGACAACAAUGUAGACUCUCAUGACGACCUCUACACUAUUUCUCUCCGUUUUCGCUUACUGAGGCAGCAGGGUUAUAACACUCCGAGUGAUGUUUUCAGCAAGUUUAAGGACAGUGAAGGCCGGAACUUCAAGGAAUCAAUUAUUCACGAUGUGCGAGGUAUUUUAAGCCUGUAUGAAGCUUCGCAUAUGAGGGUGCAUGGAGAAGAUAUACUUGAUGAAGCACUUCAUUUUACUACAACGCAACUCGAGUCGAUGGUGAGUAAUUUAAACCCUUCUGUCGCUGCACAAGUGCGUCGUGCCUUAGAGCGUCCUCUUCGAAAAUGGUUGCCAAGGUUAGAGGCGAGACACUAUUUUUCUACCUACCCAGAAACUGCGUCAUUUAAUGAAGUUGUUCUCAACUUCGCUAAGUUGGAUUUUAACAUACUAAAACGGCUACACCAGAAGGAAGUUUCCGAGCUCUCGAGGUGGUGGAAAGAAUAUUUAGGGGUCCAGGAAAAGAUAUCAUAUGUCCGAGAUAGAGUGGUGGAGUUGUACUUCAUGUGGAUUUUGGGAACGUACUUUGAACCCCAAUAUUCUCAUGGGCGGAUGAUGCUUGGCAAAGUGGUUUGCUUGGUCUCAAUUAUUGAUGAUACAUAUGAUGCCUAUGGUACCAUUGAAGAGCUUAAACUCUUUACAGAUGCAGUUUUAAGGUGGGAUAACUGCUGCAUAGAGCAACUCCCAGAGUACAUGAAAUCUAUCUAUAAAGCAAUCUUGGAUCUCACUAAGGAAAUUGAGGAAGAGAUGUCCAAGGAAGGAAGGAUAUACGCCCCUUACUAUACAAAGGAAGCAUUCAAAACCGUAGCUCAAGCCUACUUUGUUGAAGCCAAAUGGAUGAAGGAAAAAUAUAUACCGACGGUGGAGGAGUACAUGAGUAAUGCCCUAGUAAGCGGUGGUUACGGUGCAGUUACAACCUUAUCUUUUCUUGGCAUGCGAGAUGCAACAAAGGAGGCUUCGAUUGGUCUUGCAGUAACCCUAAGAUUGUUAGAGCAGCAGAAACGAUAUGCAGACUCAUGGAUGACCUUGUCUCUUCUGAGAAUAUCAAUUUAA
This is a messenger RNA of Carya illinoinensis, 1437 nucleotides long. Its product is annotated as (-)-germacrene D synthase-like. Gene Ontology annotation, molecular function: terpene synthase activity; magnesium ion binding. The transcript is spliced from 7 exons. The record is from RefSeq and is a predicted model, not a curated record. Gene Ontology annotation, biological process: diterpenoid biosynthetic process. NCBI's taxonomy places the organism in Eukaryota, Viridiplantae, Streptophyta, Magnoliopsida, Fagales, Juglandaceae. Bases 163 to 1437 code for a protein of 424 amino acids.